CAGAGCAGAGGACAGUCGUGGAGCAGGGACAGCGCUCUGUGCUCUUUUGUUUCGCUCCACUCCCCCCUCCUUGCUCCGUCUCAAACUUCUCGCUCUGUUUCUCUGCGCGUAAAAAAACUUUGGAGAGCACCCUCUCCACACCUCCUCCUCCUCCUCAUUUACCCUGCGUGCGUAAUUAGUUGGAGAGCGUUCGGAAACUUGUGAUGGCCCCGAAGAAAUCACACUUUAUUUCUGACACCUGUUGCUGAGUACACAGCGCACACAGCUGUGCACAACGAGAGCCGAGCGCUGCUCACUUUUUUUUUUUUUUUUGGUUUGGUUUGUUUUUUAAACCUUUCUGCAAGACAAGCCGGGACUUCUGAGUACUGACAGGUCGCCGGAGGCUGCGUGAUACCUCUGCAUCGACCUCUUUUGUGACUCAAACGAGGACUUUCGUGAGACACCGAGGAGUGAGAGGAAGGAGGGCUAGUUUUUUUUUUCUUUUUUUUUUUCUUCAUGUGCCCAAAAAGUGACAGUGUUUGUGUCUGUGUCGUGCGGUGAGCGCUCUGCGGCAGGCUGAUGUGGGAUCUGCCUGAAGGCUUUUCUUCUUCCACAGAGAAAAGUACACCGAUCUGUGUGCAGUUUCGCAGCCGGACGGAGAGUAACACUUUUCGGUUUUUGAGCGCUUCGCAUGGUGGGAGGAGAAAGUUUUCUUGGAGAGCUGAGACUUUAUUCGAGCACAUCAGGCCAGGUUGGGUGCUGACUGUAGCAGACUUUACAGGACAGAGGUGCUUUUUCGUCUGUUCCUCCCCCUCUGCUCUCCGACGGUGCCAGGCCUAAACCCACAGAGCACUUUCCAGGACACUGGCUGUGUGUCGGUGACGAGGCUUACCAUGGACAACAGGACUGUCCGGAGAAGAAGAACCGGUGCCGUUCGACAUCUGCUGCUGGCAGCCGCCUUCCUCGCCUGCAGCUCCCAACUGCUGGUGGUGGAUGCCAACUCAUGGUGGUCACUGGGUCUCACCCCAAUCCAGCGGCCAGAGAUGUACAUCAUCGGAGCACAGCCUCUCUGCAGUCAGCUGACCGGCCUCUCCCAGGGUCAGAGGAAGCUGUGCCAGCUUUACCAGGACCACAUGACCUACAUCGGAGACGGAGCCAAGACGGGCAUCAAGGAGUGCCAGUACCAGUUCAGACAGAGGAGGUGGAACUGCAGCACCGUGGACAACACAUCUGUGUUUGGACGGGUUAUGCAGAUUGGCUCCAGGGAGACAGCCUUCACCUACGCCAUCAGCGCCGCCGGCGUGGUCAACGCCAUCAGCCGGGCGUGCCGCGAGGGCGAGCUUUCCACCUGCGGGUGCAGCCGCACGGCGCGGCCCCGCGACCUGCCGCGCGACUGGCUGUGGGGCGGCUGCGGCGACAACGUGCACUACGGCUACAGGUUCGCCCGGGAGUUCGUGGACGCCAGGGAGAGGGAGAAGAACUACCCCCGCGGGUCGCCCGAGCACGCCCGGACGCUCAUGAACCUGCACAACAACGAAGCAGGGAGACAGGCGGUAUAUAAGCUCGCCAGCGUGGCUUGUAAGUGUCAUGGAGUCUCGGGCUCCUGCAGCUUGAAGACCUGCUGGCUGCAGCUGGCCGACUUCAGGACCGUUGGAGAAUCCCUGAAAGAGAAAUACGACAGCGCAGCAGCCAUGCGAAUCGGACGCAAGGGAAAGCUGGAGCUGCUGGACAAGCGCUUCAACACCCCGACCCCCGAGGACAUGGUCUACAUCGACCCCAGCCCGGACUACUGCCUCCGCAACGAGACCACGGGCUCUCUGGGCACGCAGGGGCGGCUCUGCAACAAAACCUCGGAGGGCAUGGACGGCUGCGAGCUGAUGUGCUGCGGCAGAGGCUACGACCAGUUCAAGACCUACAAGCACGAGCGCUGCCACUGCAAGUUCCACUGGUGCUGCUACGUCAAGUGCAAACGCUGCACGAGCCUCGUGGACCAGUUUGUGUGUAAAUAGCGCGGCGGCGGCAGAAGGAGGAGACGUGAACACUGGAGAGGGAAGGAAGCGAUGGAGGUGAUGGAGGGGGGGGGGGGGGAUGAUUAGAAGAUGAUUGUUCGGGGGUUCGGUUCGAGAUGAGACAAAAGUCCAAUUUUCUCCUUCUUCUCAAGCCAUAAAUCGUUUCACAUCAAGACAAAAAAAAAAAAGAAAAAGCCCGCCCUACCCUAAAUCAUCACCUUCUGGUUCCACGUACAACAUCCUGUUCACAAUCCCCAAGAAAGGAGAAGGAAAGAGCAAACAAAACCGAGGAACAAACAUGGAGGUGGAUCCAGAAAAAAAGGGGGACACAUUCGAUAGUGUGACAUGAAGAAAUGAAAUAAAUAUAUAAUUAAAUAAUAAAUAAACACACAACUCUUGAUUGUUAUUUAAAAGAGACUCGGAGAAAACCCAAGACGCAGCUUGGACCACAUGAAACUCCAUCCCAGAAAUCUGGACGCAUGUCGCUGUUUCUGUUUUAAAGAACUUUUAACCGUGCGCGAGAGAUCCUGGCAUCACGACUGUCUUUGCAACAGGAAUGCAAGAAAAGUCUGGCGUAAAUCGCAGAAGUAGAGAAGGAAUUGUGUAAAUCUGAAAACGUUAGUAUCAAAGUUAUUUUGCAGCAAGCUUCAGGAGACGGUUUCACAAAAACCUUCUGUUUAAAAUCAAGUUAAAACUGACCAGAGCAUUCUCCCCGUUUAUCUCUGUGUAGCUGUUACUUGUUCCACCAGACACCUGCACAGGUUAAUGAGGCUCGCCGGUCGCAGCCGCCUCGACACGCCGCGGCUGUUUAAACAAGCUGCUCGUCCGGCUACGUGACCUUCGAGUGACAGCGAGGCGAGCGAACCCUCCAUUAGUGAGAUUAAUGUGCUGUAUCUGCCUUAAUGAAGCCACACUAAGGGACAUGCGUUCACCCAGAGUGCACCUCUUCAUCUCAUAAUGUCGCGCGACUUGUUAAGGAGCCACCAAAAAAAGAAAAGAAAAGAAAAGAAAAGUGGAGCUGAUUUGGCGUUCUCUUGCACCGUGAUGUUUUUUUUUUUUUUUUUGACAGUCUCUUGGGUGUAAUUCAGAAGAUAGAUGCAGUUAACGACGAGGACUGAACACACCGCGUGUGGAGUGCAUGACAAAACAGAAAGGACUGCAAUUUAUUACAUGCUACUUAGAUGAGAAAAAAGAAAGUAUAUUUUAUUAUUGUUUUUCAUUCUGUUUUCUAUGUUUUAUACAUGAUUAUUACUGUGUAUUCUUUUGAUAAACUUUCAAAAAUCAA
Molecule: messenger RNA, 3273 nt
Organism: Mugil cephalus (flathead mullet)
Lineage: Eukaryota; Metazoa; Chordata; Actinopteri; Mugiliformes; Mugilidae
Gene: wnt5b
Product: wingless-type MMTV integration site family, member 5b
Exons: 8
Coding region: 873-1988 (371 amino acids)
Biological process (GO): neuron differentiation; cell fate commitment; canonical Wnt signaling pathway
Cellular component (GO): extracellular region
Molecular function (GO): frizzled binding; cytokine activity
Source: RefSeq, a predicted model, not a curated record